GAGUCAGUGGGAGGCGAGGCGUGUCAGCUCUUGCCUGCUCGGCGGCUCUUUGGCAGGGCGGGAACCUGGAGCAAUGGCGGCGCUGGUCGUCUCCGGCCUCCGCGGCCUCUGGAGGGGCUCCGGCUCCGGCCUGAGACAUCGGCAGCAGCUCAGGCAGCCCAGCCGAGGGCACAAGCUGACCCCAAUGGACGAUGAAAUGUACCAGAAGACAACCAUUACCUUGUUGGAGCGCGACAGCCCUGAGACCAUGUUCAUCGAGAAUUACAGCAGUAACGGCUUCCUCAUCAACGGCGACAGAGUCAUCGGUCCCUGUGCCGUGAUCCCACGAGCCGUCCUGCAGUGGAACGUGAGUCCAGAGUUCAACUACCAGCACCCAGACAUGAAUUCAGGUCAGGUAGGAAGUUACAAGGACAUCACUGAGGACAGCCUGGCUUUGUUCCACUUGUUGGAGCCGAAGAUAGAGAUUCUGGUUUUGGGACUCGGCCACAAGGUGGAGAGAGUGGAUCCGCAGGUUCUGAGGUUUAUAAGGAGGAAGGGAAUCGCGGUGGAGAUACAGGACACGGCAAACGCUUGCGCCACAUUCAACUUUCUCACAAGUGAUCGGCGAAUGGCGGCAGCUGCUCUUAUCCCACCGAGCUACCUACCCAAAAAAUUGGUGUAAGGACUUGUGCAGUUGUUAGCUUGUAAAUAGCAAUCAUUAAAGUACAUUGCGUGAUUA
Molecule: messenger RNA, 718 nt
Organism: Callorhinchus milii (elephant shark)
Lineage: Eukaryota; Metazoa; Chordata; Chondrichthyes; Chimaeriformes; Callorhinchidae
Gene: ndufaf3
Product: NADH:ubiquinone oxidoreductase complex assembly factor
Exons: 5
Coding region: 74-661 (195 amino acids)
Biological process (GO): mitochondrial respiratory chain complex I assembly
Cellular component (GO): mitochondrial inner membrane
Source: RefSeq, a predicted model, not a curated record